Molecule: messenger RNA, 1392 nt
Organism: Arachis stenosperma
Lineage: Eukaryota; Viridiplantae; Streptophyta; Magnoliopsida; Fabales; Fabaceae
Exons: 6
Coding region: 1-1392 (463 amino acids)
Source: RefSeq, a predicted model, not a curated record
AUGACUAAAGGAGCUCAGACAUCACGUGAGCAACCACGUGAUAGGGUUCCGAUUUUGUCCUCAGUUAAUAGAGCUCCGCCAACCCGCAUCAAUGAACCGUUUCGUGCACCACGCAUCGAUCAUAGGAUUGCGCAGUCGAGCAGUGCUAAUGAUCCUCAAACUCCCACAGAACGCGUAGAGACUCGGCAUCGUGCGGAAGUGGCUGAUCAUGAAUUAGAGGAUGAGAAUUAUGACCCAGAGGCGGAUGAAGUUCCGUCGUUUGAUGACUACAUCGACAACUUGUUUGCUGCCCAAGAAGUCGAAGGUCAGCACAACAACGGGAAAUGUAAAGAUACAGAUUUCUGGAAAGUUACUGUUAUCGAGGACGGCGUGAGAAAAGCUUCUAGGCUGAGCAUGAAGGAGGCUAUAGCGCUCCCUUCCAAUACAAAGAUAGUACUCCCAUUUAAUAAAGAGCUGCAAUUGAUUGGUCAGGCCGCUAGAUUAUUCAGUGGUUUCUUAGGGAGUUUGGGUGUGGAUUAUUCCCAUUUCCCCAUAUGUGCAAACAGUUGGAAGCAUGUGAACAAAGCUAAGAAGGAACAUGCAUACGACAUAAUUAAGCGGGUCUUUCACUAUGAGAACAGUGUCGUAGGAAAAAUAAAGCGCGAUAUUAUGAAGAGGAUAAGAAAGAACUGGAGGGAUACAAGGCACCACUUGUAUCAUAGGUGUUACAAAGAAAUAAAGACUUAUGAGGAAAAUCUUAAGCAUCACCCAAAAGGAAUAGAAGAAAAUGAAUGGAAAAAGUUCAUUGACUAUCGUCAGAAGGAAGAAACAAAGAAAAAAUGUAAACAGAACGCUUUAAAUCGGAGCAAGCAACUUUACACACAUACUGGGGGCUCCAAAACAUUGGCAAGAAAAAAAGACGAAGUGGAGAAAGAGCAAGGAAGGCCCGUUGAUAGAGGAGAGUUGUUUAUCAUGACUCAUAAGAAAAAAGAUGGCUCGUAUAUCCAUCCCGAUGCGCGUGUUGUUAGUGAAGCAAUUGCGAAUGUUGAGAGGCAAGAUGGAUCCUCUAAGCACCUUUCACAAAAUGAUUCGCUAGCACAAGUUCUCGGAAAGGAGCACCCAGGACGGGUUCGUGCCCUAGGUGCUGGACCAUGUCCCACCCAAGUCUUUGGUAACGUUGCUAGACAACCGUCGGGUUCUGCAGAGCCCAAUGAAGAGUACGAGAGGAGGAUUGCAGAAUUGACGGUUAAGCUAGAAGAAGAGCAGGUGAAGAGGCAGUCGAUACAUAAGGUCUUGGGAUAUCUAGUCCAACAGCAAGGAGGCAAUUUGCCAGCUAAGGUUAGGGGUGGAAAAAGGCCAGGCAGCCUGCCAGGGGCCUGCAGCCUGGCCUGUAUUUGGCCUGGCCUGUUAUAA